AUGAAAGAGAAACAAAAAGAGACGAGUGAUCGUGGCUUUGCCCACGUUGUCAUCUGCGAAGAAUACGAGAAACAAACAAAAGGUGGUCUACUAGCCAAAAUAGAGGAAGACUCCUCUAAAUCUAAACCUUUUCUCACCGUGAAUCAUGCUAUCACAGAGAAUCACAUUGUCCCAUUUUCUGAUUUCAGAGGAGACUGCGAUGGUGAGGAUGAUAUUGCAGAUGAGGCCUAUAAUAGUGAUGGAUACGAUAACGAUGAAUAUGACGAUGGUGAUGGUGAUGGUAGUGAAGAGAAUAAAGAGUUUGACGCAUGUGAUCAGAAGAACACAAGACAAAAAAGGUUGCUCGAGCUGUAUUCCUUGGUGGCAGAAGAAAAAAUAAAGAAUCAAUUACCACUUGCUCCCGUUGAUGCUUACUUGAAAUCAAACUUAUGUGGAUAA
Molecule: messenger RNA, 438 nt
Organism: Sphenostylis stenocarpa
Lineage: Eukaryota; Viridiplantae; Streptophyta; Magnoliopsida; Fabales; Fabaceae
Source: the annotation of a GenBank genome assembly